Limulus polyphemus (Atlantic horseshoe crab) is the source of this 13396-nucleotide messenger RNA. Its product is annotated as dmX-like protein 2. The transcript has 56 exons. Lineage: Eukaryota; Metazoa; Arthropoda; Merostomata; Xiphosura; Limulidae. The record is from RefSeq and is a predicted model, not a curated record. The coding region runs from base 153 to 10130 and encodes 3325 amino acids. Gene Ontology annotation, cellular component: RAVE complex. Gene Ontology annotation, biological process: vacuolar acidification. Gene Ontology annotation, molecular function: protein binding.
ACGAUGUCGCAAGUAGUAUAGCGUUACGGUAGAGAUCUGUGCCAGCGAUGUUACUUUAGUUAAAACAUGUAUAGUUUUGUUACGUUAUUAGUUUUCUAGGAAUAAAUUCAAGAGAAAUACUGUACUGUAACUGAGUCUUUCAUGACGGUGCAAUGAAUCGACAUCAAGUUUUAACGGGGGCUGUCAAUGCUGGGGCAAACUGUUAUGCAGUUGGAUCUGUUGAAGGUGUUCCUUUUACAGCAUAUGCAGCAGGUUGUAAUGUUGUGAUUCUUGCCAGCAAUUUUCAACGAGUUCAAAUCAUUCCUGGUGUUCAUUAUGGGAAUGUUCAAGUUGGAUGUUUGGAUUGUUCAACUGAUAUUGGAAAGAUUGCUGCAGCUUAUGGUAAACAAGUCUAUAUAUUUGAACCAACCCCUCUAUUAAAUUGGAAUUCAUCACAUUAUUUAGACUAUCACUGGGUUCAGACAGCAACCAUUAAUGCUGAAUGUUAUGUUAAUGUCCUGUCAUGGAACCUAGAAGGAACUCGACUCUUGAUUGGAGGAGAGAUAAUCCAACUAUGGCAUUUAGAAACUUGUACUGAAAAGGACACAAUUGAGGAAGAAGGAACUCGUUUUCACCUUGGGGAAGAGGAAGAUGUUUUGAAGACUGACACUGAAGAAUGUUUUAAGUGGGAGUGUGUAUGGAAAUGUAGGACUGCUCAUCAAGUCAGAAUUUUGAAGUUUUCCCCAGAUGGAACCUUGUUUGCAUCAGCAGGUCAUUCUGAUCGACUGGUUAAAGUAUGGUAUGAAAGCAAAAGAGUGAACUUGACAUCCCAAAUGGGCCAUUCACUGUCUGGUUGCGAAGUCAAUUACACAUUCAUUUACAUUGCUCAUCCCAGAGCUGUGACAGGUUUGUCAUGGAGAAAGACAAGCAAGUAUAUGCCUCGGGCUUCCGUUGCCAAUAUGUUGGUUACUUCCUGUCGAGACAAUAUUUGCCGACUUUGGGUCCAGACUUUACUUCCUGAUGAUGGGUUGAUCAAUCUACAACAGAUUGAGGCUCUAGCAAAUCAAGCUCCUCGGCUGCAAACCCAGAAACAUAGACAGCGUAUCAUGCAACGCUUGAAACAUAUGAAGUCUUUCAAUCAGUACAAGAAACGUCAGGCUUCACAGUUAACAGAAGUACUUCAGGAGACCAUACCAACCCUACCCAGUACCUAUAGUGUACAUGAUUUCCACAGUUUUGGUCUUCAUGGAUCUGGAAUUGCUCCUGGUCUUCAUUUUCAUCUUGCAGCUAGCAUAAAUGCAGAGACUGAUAUUCCACUUGUGCCUAGUAUGAGUAGAGGAAAUGGACUAAGGGAACCAAACUUUGUGCUUCAUUGGCUGAACAAUAAGGAAUUUGCUUUCAGUGAAGCAGCUGAACGUAUGCUUCAGGAGGUUAGCCAAAAGGUGUUGCAGACAGAAGGGCUUGGGAGUGACAUUGAACAGGGAGAGAGUGAUGAUCAAGAUGUCCAAACAGAUUCAGGUGCCAAGAAAGCUUCACCUAAAUUAGCCAAGUCACGUAAAACUACGCUAUUUGGUAAACAACAGAAGUCUUUUUCUUACAAUGAUUUGAAUGAAGAUGUAACAAGUAAAUACAGUUUUUCAACUUUAUCGUCAUCUGCAUCUUUAGCUACAGAACUGUCGAGCUUACCAAUGAGUCCCUUAGGUGAUGCAUUAGACAGAAAGCUUGAGUCUUUGUUGUGUGAAUGGCAUAAAGGAUCUGACUUACUUUUUAGCAUCCACCCUGUAGAUGGGAGUUUUUUAGUCUGGUUAGUUGAUUGGCUUGAUGAAUAUAGUCCUGGAUCAUUUCGCCAGGCUCAGGUUAGUUUUUCUUCUCGUAUUCCUAAUGCAAUAUCCUUAGGUGAUGCAGCUACCAUGUCUCACCACCUUACCCUUUACUCUCCACGUGCUGGGUUGGACUUGCGUGUAACUAUGCAGAGUUUUUAUGGUAGAGGAACCAAAGAUAAUACUAGUCAAGAACCUACUUCCAAAAUCAAUGAAAACAAAACAGCAAAAUCUUCCAAGAUUCAUGUGGACAAUGAGCAGAAAGGUGGCAUAGGUCAACCAGACUCCAUUUUUCACUCUCCUACACCUACAUUAUGUAUGUUGUCCAAACACAACAAUGGCAGCCUUAACCUGUGGUAUCUUGUUUUUGAAGAAAAGACUGCAUUUGCUCAGAUUUUGAGUAUUAGCCAUGGAAAACGAAUAUGUGGUCACCGUUUCCGUAUUAAUGAUAUCACAUGUCAUCCAGUUUUGCCAUUGCUGUUGACCACCUCUCAUCACAAUCUUCCUGGAAGAAAUGGGUCAGGAAAUCAUUCCACUCCCGUGACUCCCAGUUCACCAGAUUGUUAUCCUCCUACUGGUAUGCCGCAAAUUGGUUUUUGUAGUGAACUGAUUCUGUGGAAGGUGGACCCAGUUGGACCCCUUUCUAAGUCAGGUGGAGUAACAGAGCUAGCACGAAUAAACUCUCUUGAAACUGCUGCUUUUGCUAAUAUAGCAUGGAUCCCAACAUUACUUCCUAGCACAACUCUAGGAAGUAUCUCGAACUCUCCAAGUGCAUGUUUUGUGGCAUCUGAUGGUCAGCAACUUAGAAUCUAUCAAGCUGUUAUUGAUGCCAGGACUCUUUUGGCUGAAGUUUCAUCUGCAGAAAGAAAACAGAGAGACUCAGAUUUCAGUAUGUCUAGCAGCACCUCUUCAGACAUAGGAUAUAGACAACUUAGCCUGCAAGAAACUUUCAAGAUCAUCAGCUCACAAUCAACUUCCCGACCAGGAUGUAUCAUUGAAUUAGAUGCUAUAUCUGAUGCCACCCAUGAUUGGAAGAACACACAGUUACUACAUGUAUUCCAAGAACAACUAAUUACAGGAGAUAAAUCCAUGUCCAAACACAGCAGUAAAAGUGAAGGAAAGGUCAUGGGCCUUGUUGAGCCUAGUCUUCAAGCUGUUGUUGACUUGCAGCACAGCUCUGUGUUUGAAGAACCAUUUUAUUUGGUUGUGUUGGAGAAAAAUGAGGAAGGUUUGUCAAUUCUUCACAUGUGGAGGCUAGUAAUUGCAUCUCAAUCAAUUGAAGGUGAUGGGCAGAAUUUCAGUUAUGUACCUGACAGCAAUCUCGUUCAAGAUAGUGAUCAUUCCAACCACUCAUCAAGAAGUAAUACACCUGAGCCAACAGGUGGUACUAGUUUUUUAUCACCUCACGCUCAGCCUCUGAGAAUUACAACAAAAAAGAUAUGCACUGAAGUUCUUUCCCUGCCAGAAGAUGUAGAUGUUAUUCAUGCUGCCCCAGCAGCAGGUCACCUGAGUUCCUCGAACAUUUAUCCAGCCUGUUUUGCUCCAUACCUGAUGUCUACUGCUUGCUCUGAUGGAAAAGUCAGAUUUUGGAGAUGUGAAGCUAGGGAGACAGAAGAUUUACAAGAGCCAUUCAAGUACACAUGGUUAGAAUGGGAAAUGAUGUUGAAGAGCACAUCAAGUGCCAUACAUGUUCCAGGAAUUCCAUUGAUAGUGAGCUGUGCCUACAGUGGUCGUAUAGCUUGUGCAUACAAACAUGGAAGAUCUUUCAUGAGACCUUCAUCAGAAAAUCCUCAUGGAAGGUAUGUAAAUGCAAGUGUUGCCAUAUUUGAAUGCGAAUCAACUGGAGGCUCUGAAUGGGUACUGGAAGACACAAUUCAUCUGAAAAACAUUGGGUUACCUCAGCCAGAAAGCAGUUUAGAUCUGGAUUUUGGGUCCCUAUACAGUGCAAGUGUACGGAAUCGUCGAACAGUUGAAACAAUUGUACAAAGGCUUGGGAAUGAUGAUGCACCUUUUGAACAUGCACCCAACCUACAUAGGCUGUUAUCUGUUCCUAGCUUUGCCACGCUUCAUACACUUCGUCACACAAUAACAGAGCAAGGAAACCAGUCGCUUCUUACUCAGAAGUCCCUUGUUCAACUUGACUGGGUUUCCACUGAAGAUGGUUCUCAUCUUCUCACUGUAGGAGUAGGCUCAAAAAUUUUGGUGUUUACUCCUGUAUCUACUGAGAUUUCUGAAGCUACUGCUCAGGCCAUGAACACACAUAAAGCUGGAGCCAGACCAACCCUACUAAAACAGACAUCAUCAAUAUCUAUGGCUUUUCACCAUAAUGAGGAAAUUCGAUGGAUGAGGUUGAGGACCACCCAGCUAACCACAACAGAUGGUCUUCCUCCUCUACCUAUGCAACUGUCUUGGGUGCGUGAUGGAAUUCUUGUAGUUGGGAUGGACAGUGAGAUGCACAUCUAUACACAGUGGCAUCAAUGCAAGAACAGUUUGGAUGACAUAAAACAGGAUAAAGACAUAUACAAGGAUACAGAAAUAGUGGUGGGUAGCCGUAAUCUUGUUGAGGAGAAGUUACUGAGUCGUGCACGUAAGAACUCCCAGAUUUCUUUCUCCUCCUCUUCUUCAUCUCGUAUACCAAGGAGCAUUUCCUCAAAUAUCUUAACAGGUGGAAUAGAUUCCAAGAAGAAACGACAAGCACAAAUCAAAACUAUCCCUGAAAGUGACAGUACUAUCAAUGACAGCCCUUUACCAGACUUUGGUCUCUUUGAGGCUAGCCAAUUAGCCUGUCCUAUUUUGCCUCAGUACCACCCAAAGCAGCUAAUGGAACUUUUGAGUUCAGGAAAGAUUCACCGAGUCAAAGCCAUUUUGAGUCAUCUAGUACGGUGUCUGUCUGGUACUGGCCAGAUGAAGCAACAGAAAGAUUACUUACAGGUACCUGAUCAUUUUGAAAACAAUGACACAGAUCUAAGGAGUAGUCCUCGCUCUUGGACCAAAUCCCGAGCGCUGUCAAUGGCUCCCACUUCUCCCAACCAGUGGAGUCCAAUGGAUCCUCAGGGUUCUGUAUCAACGUAUCCAGAAGAAGUCCAACUAGAUUAUGUUGAAAUUACUUCCAUCCCUCCUCUGCCAUUGUCUAUUCUUUUGGCUGCAGAUAGAGAAAUAAUCACUAGAUCAACCCCCACUCACACAAAUGAUGGAAAUGUAAAGGAUUACAGUGAUCUGUUUAUGCCUGAUGGUCAAGAAGUGGAGGAUUCUUUGGAUGCCAUUCUGAACAAUAGUUUUAGUCUAGGGACAAAGAAAGAAAGGCAAAAGUCACAUGAACCAGAGUGUCAAUUUUUGACGUUGUUUGACAAGAGACAGGCUCAUCUUCUAACAAAGCUAUUAACACACACACAUCUACCUGGGCUUUCAAGUCUAGACCAAAUGCACCUUUUAGCCUUGGCUGAUACUGUUUCAUCUUUCAAUACUACUCUGUCUGAUAGAUUCACCUUUGAUCAAGAAAAACAAGCUGCUGGUAAUGGUUUGGUAUCAAACAAACUUGAUGGAAUGAACCUCCAAGCCACCACAGAAUCUUUAGAUGAUUGUGGUUUACGUUUUCUGCUUGCUAUGCGUCAUUACACAUACCUUCUUAGAUGCCUACCAAUUGUACAGCGUGCUCAACUCCAACGACAAGGGCUUAGCACAGAUUGUCUUGUUUGGGCCUUCCAUUCUGAGACAGAAGAGGAAUUACUACAGUUUCUUCCCUGCAUGCAGAGAGGAAACCCACGGUGGUGUGAGCUUCGAGAAGUUGGUGUAGGUUGGUGGGUGAAAAGCAACAACACUUUACGUAGACUAGUUGAAAAGGUAGCAAAGUGUGCUUUCCAAUCGAGAAAUGAUCCUUUGGAUGCAGCAUUAUUUUAUCUUGCUAUGAGGAAGAAGAAUAUUGUUUGGGGCCUGUUCAGGUCUGUCAGUGAUCAGAAGAUGACUGCGUUUUUCCAAAACAACUUUGCUGAAGACCGGUGGAGGAAAUCUGCUUUGAAAAAUGCUUUUGCACUUCUGGGGAAACAGCGUUUUGAACAUGCUGCUGCCUUCUUCCUGCUCGCAGGAGCAAUUCGAGAUGCUAUUGAAGUGUGUUUAAAUAAGCUUAAUGAUCUCCAGCUUGCCAUGGUUAUUGUUCGCUUAUAUGAAGGAGAUUUAGAAAUAACCUCUACAAACCUUCGAAGACUCAUCUACGAAGAAAUCCUAGGCUAUGAUGCUGAAGGCAACAACUACUCUAUGCCACAUGCUCAUCCUGAUCCUUUCCUGAGAAGUAUGGCACAUUGGCUUUUGCAGGAUUAUAGUGGAGCCCUGAAUACACUCCUCCAAACUGGAGUUGGACAGUCUCAUCUAAGAAUACAGGAAGAUGAUGAGAAAUCUAGCAAUAAAUUAUCAGCCAAUCCAAGUGUGUUCAAUUUCUACUUGUACCUUCGCACACAUCCUUUGAUUGUUAGAAGACAGCUAGCUCAGACAGCACAAGACAAGAAGAAAGUUCAUUCUCUCAUGCUAUCUAGUUUCAAAUACAGCAUGGAUCCAGUUGACCAAAAAUCAGCUUUACAGGCAACAUGUGAUAUCAUCACUCCCUUGGAACGACGACUGUUUUUUACAAGUGCAAAUUAUCAUUUUCGUGCUGGCUGCCCAGCAUUAGCUCUUGAAGUACUCUCAAGAUUACCUGACCGAGUGGCAGUGAAUAUCUCAGUUUUUGAAGAGGGUGUUCCUCCAAGUCCUGAUCCUCUCCUUCAGUUUAAGUCCAAAAAUAUGAAUAGCAUAAAGUCUGGAACCCUGGAUGGUCCAAAAGUUAUUGAGAAUGGUGAACAAUUUGAUUGGAGCACACCAAUUGUUUCUAGCUUGACUUUGAAUGAACCUCCUUCAUUUAAUGUGAUGAAUGACUCAGAAGAAAGCUCCGAUGAGGAAGAAGGAAUUAGUCUGAAAUUUAAGGUUUACAAUGAUGAAGAAAAAGCUACUACAAGUGAAGAGAUUAAAAAGGAUACAAAACUGGAUAUCAUGGCACAGCAGCUAAAGUUUAUAGCUUGCUUGAAGAUUAUGAUGGAAGAACUGAGCACAUUAGCAACUGGGUUUGAAGUGGAUGGUGGUCAGCUACGUUACCAGUUGUACACUUGGUUAGAGAAGGGGGUUGCUGCACUACGAGAACUCUGUCACUAUGGGUCCAGCAGCUUUUCUUCCUCCUCUGUUUCAAGUGGUGAAAAUGUAACUGUUGUGAAUAUUGGGGAGAAAAAGCUUUCUUCAACUCUGAGUGGUCGGUGGGAUGCGGACACCCGAGGAGAAAACAGACCAACCUUGCAUGAGAUUUUACAGGCUGAUAAACAAGAUUUUGAAGCCAAACUUAUGCAUUCUUAUAAAAGAAAACAGUGGCUUAAAGCAAACGAGGCAUUACUCCGGACAUUACUUAGCUAUUGCAGUCUUCAUGGAGCACAUGGGGGAGGCCUGGCAGCUGUUCGCAUGGAGCUUAGUUUGUUGCUUCAAGAACUUCAACAGGACCGCUCCCAGCAGCAGUUACUUUCUCCACUUCCAUUCCCAACUACUUUACCACUCUUGGCAGCAACUAUCGCUUGUCAGAAAACUGUCAUAGCUGAUCCUAUUUGCCAUCUUCAAGCUAUGAUCCACGAUAUCCUCCAGUCCAUUACAGAAAUAGGAUAUUCUCUCUUAGUCAGUAGAGGAAAUUUCAAUGAGGUAAAUGUUCUCCGAGGUUUAGGUACAGCUCUUGCCGCCUGCAUAUACCAGUCCUUGUGUGACAGUGACAAUUUCAAUGUGAAACAGGAAGGUUCAUCUUUUGUAUCUGAGGGUUUGAUGAGCUCCAGUGUUGUUUACCAGAACAGUCAUUUACUAGCAGGGUAUCUGAGACGACAUAGAUAUUGUUCUGAGGGAUCAGAUCUUCUUAUCCCAAACACUGUUCCAAGUAAAUGGCCAGGUGUCCAGUCAUUGCGAGCUUUGCUGGCACGUGAUAAAGAUGAAGAUUCACCAAAGCUUCACACACUUCUGUGUGAGGCUUUUUUUGCUGUGUAUCUGAGUUUGCUGGUUUAUGGGAUAGCUACAUGUGACGGCCAAAUUCUCUAUCGACUGGUGGGACAGAAUCUCUCAGAAAAGACGUGGGCUAUGCUGUAUGGUGGUGGUGCAAAACGACUGCUGCAUGUUGUUACUGGUGGCCAACAUCCUCUAAGCAGUAGUUCAGAGAAGAGUACACCAGGAGAGGAAGGUUUACUAAUCACACUUUCUAAGCAGCGGAUGAAGCUUCAUAGGAAAUUACUUGGACAACUUGGUCAAAGCACAGCUCAGAAAACUAUGAAAGAAGAUCGGCCAACUUACCGAGAACAGUUUGUUCCUCCAGAGAUGUCCAUGGUGUCUUAUUUAAUGUCUAAGCCUGAAUUAUCUGAACAAAAUCAAGCUAUAGAUUAUGAUUCCAGUGAAUCAGUCCCAAGUGAUGUGGAUGAGGAAGAAGAAGAUGAAGUUGAUGCUGAUGAUGUGUUUAGUGACUUCAGUGAAAAUACAAAAGAUGCCAAAAUCCAUUCCAAAAAGACAGUUGAAACAUCAAAAAUAGAUGAGCUUGACCCUGAUUCCUAUUCCUGGGGUAUUCUGCGUUACGCUGUUGUGAAAUUGGUACAUUGUCAUGUGCUGACUUUUCUUGGUAUUGCUGGGAUUGACUUACAAGAACUCCCUGUGUCUAGUCCUAUGAUUCAUUCCAUAUUGAAAACACUGGAGCUGUGGUUGUAUCAACUCAAAACUCACAUGGAAUCUUACCAUAGUCCUCCACCUAAUUAUCUACCUGGCUGUUUUGUAGAAAGUAUCCAAAGUGGUCCAGCUAUUCAUAAAUAUAAGGCUCUACAUGAACUACAUAAUACACCUUUCAGAUCACAUAGUGCAGCUGUUCGUCCUGUCAAAAGACUAUGGAAUUUUUUAGUCCGUCAAGAACCCGUUCAAGACAUUUUUAUCCGUUAUAUUUUUUCUAGAAGACAUGCACAUGUUAAGGAGGAUAAUAUAGGGCAAGAUACAGAUUCAAUGGAUUAUUCUAACCCAGAUCCUGUUCGGAUCAUUCACAAAGACCAGGAUAGUAUCACCACAUUCUGUGUUAGCAAGAUUAAUGCUGGGAUCAUAGCUUUAGCCACUCCUAAGGAAAUCCAAGAAUUAGAUUUUUCUCUCCUGCUGGAACCAACACCAUGGUUAGAGGAUGAAGCAGAAUUUGAUAUUUUAAAUCUUGAAAAAACCCAAGAGCUUCCUGAAAGUGAGUUUUUAGUUGUUCAUCAUCCUUCUGAUCGAGGAUCUUCUAGUUGUGGGUAUGGUGUGACAUCUGGUGCCCCAAAUUCAGUUGCAGGUUCUUCUUACAGUAGCCCUACUGGGCCAGCUCCUCCACUGGUAGGAAUACAGACUGGUCGUGGUACUUCCAUGUUAAAAGGGCAUCACUUUCCUGGCAGCUAUAACCCUCAGUUCUGUCAAUUUGUCAUUGAAAGAAGUCGUCACUUGCUGAAACCGCUCAAGAGACAUAAGAUGGAUGGAGUAAGAAAGAUGUGUGCCCAUCCUUUCCUACCUCUGUACCUUUCAGGAUCUCAGGAUGGAUCUUUACAGAUGUGGAAAUGGGGUCAUCAGCAGGGAAUUUCUUCCCCUCGUCCCCCUGGAACUUAUGCCAAGGUCACAAAUAUGCUCUUUAAUGUACAGGGUAAUAAGUUUGGAGUCACAGAUGGCGAUGGAAAUCUCAGUCUCUGGCAAGUGGGAUUAAGUACAGUAAUGGAUAAACCAUUUUUUAGUGCCCAGUGUCACAGCAAAGAAGUCAGUGACUUUACUUUUGUUAGUUCCUCUAGUUUACUGGCCACAGCUGGUCACUCAGCAGAGAACAAAAACGUUUGUCUAUGGGAUACAUUAGUACCUAUUCGGAAAGCCAUGGUAUCAGCUUUUAUGUGUCAUGAACAAGGUAGCUCUGCCAUUGUAUAUGCUCCACAACAUCAAGUUUUGAUCAGUGCUGGAAAGAAAGGAGAUGUCUGUAUAUUUGAUGUGCGACAACGACAACUUCGUCACAAGUUCCAGGCUCAUGAUUCUCCAAUUAAAUGCUUAGCUUUGGACCCAGGAGAAGAAUUUUUUGUCACUGGGUCAGCUGAUGGGGAUAUGAAGGUAUGGGGUUUGUCUGUCCACAUCUUAUUUUACUCUUUCCUUGGAGAACACUCUCGAAGUACACUCUUUCGAAAUAUUGGUAUGGGAGUUUCUCAAAUAUAUGUUGAUUCUUCAACUCGACUGUUUUCAUGCGGUGCUGAUGGUUCUAUGAAAUUGAGACAGUUGCCAGAUCGUAACUCAAUAGUCAGCUUGUAUAACUAAUCAGUAUUCACCUAAAAAAAGAUCUUAAGGUAAAUUUCCAUGAUCAUUGGACAGUUAGUAAUUUGAGAGAGACUGAUGUUCUUUGAUUAUAUUAAACCUUGAGAAGACUUGUUGGUGAGUCUUUACAGUUAAAAAUAUCUAGCAAGUUAAACAACAUUAAUGCAUUUAGAUGUCAUAUAUCUGAGUUUUUAUACUAAUUACUGAUUUCAUCAUUUUGAUCAAUUUAAGUAACUGAUAUUUUCAUGAGUAAAGUUAUGUAAAUCACCAACAAGUGUAAAUAUCAGUGAGAACCAAAUCUUGAUGUGAAAUUUUAUAACCAGUAUUCAAUAUUAACUUGUAUUAUUUCUUCUAAAGAUUGUCUAUCCCAAAGACUUUAUGGCCAAUUUAUUUUAACAAACACUAUAAUCAUAAGUAUUAUUUAAUUUCUAUAAUAGAAUUAGACUAUUAAAAGCCAGUGUGAAUGUCUACAAGUAGUGAGUGAUUGAAAUAUAUGCAUGUAUAUACGAGUAUAAACCUAACCAAAGUUUGAAGAUUGUCUUCUUUGACUACAAAGUCUGAUCUAAGACCACAAGGGUAUAUUUGUUCAGAGAUUCCAAGAAUAGCUCCUGUAUUUAUACAAAGAUAGGUUAGUGAAGAUCUAUAUUAUAGUAAUGACGAAUAAAUUUGUGAUAGAAGGGUAAUCAAAUGAACACUUGCAGUGAAUAUUUGUCAUUGAUAUGUACACAUUAUAUAUUCUUUGUGUAAAACAUAACUUUCAGAAUUAUGAAAUGUGAAAUUGGUAUGUAAUUAUACCUAUGUAUAAUAAUGUUUCUAGUUGAUUUUACAUAAAUUAGAAAAGCUGUAAAAUUCUUUAUUAUUAGUUCUUUUCACACCACCUUGUUAAUAGUUGAUUUCUUGAAAUGUUUUAUGAAAACUGCAGUUAUAAAUAAAUGUUACACAGUAGUAUUUUCAUGGAUAUGUGAUAAUUAUAAUUUUAAAGGUAUAGUAGCUAAGGGUAUUUAUUUUUUCCCUAAAAUAAACCAUUGAACAUCCCAAAGACUUGUAAAAACACUGAUCAUAGGGUGUAUGCUAAUUUAUUUUAUAAGUGUAAAGCAAUGAGCAAAAGGUUGACAACCAUAAAAAUGUACUUUUCUAGGAUGUUUGCUCAGAUUUAAAUAUUAGAUGUUUGUUAUAUAGUAAAAUAUGUGACAAAUAUUAUUAUUCAAGAGCCAGGCAACAAUCUUAGUUCAGUAGUAUGUUUGUGCCUCUCUCUCUUCUUGUUACUACUUUAGAACUACGUAAAAUAGAUAUAUCAAAUUGUAAGUAUGUUUUUAUGCCUUCUGAUUUGGGGGUUAAGUGCUUGCUAAGAUUUCUCAAGGGAUGGUACCACCCUAUGCUGCAGAAGCUUCUACAUGCCCGAGUUCCAGUUUUGUCCAUAGAGAAAAAGUGAACCAUAGCAGUUACCAAGUUAGUGAUUUGUAUCAUGAUUAAAGCUGGUUGUGUUUCAUGUAAAAAUAGAAGAUAUAUAUAUUUCACAUAUUAUCGAAUUUAUUUUACCCAGUAGAAUUAACUUCAAAGUGUAUUUAGGAUAAUUUAUCUUUUGUAAGUAACUGAAGAACAAAAUAUGCUUCUGAUACUGUAUACGUAUGUAUUCUAUUUAAUCAAAUUAUUAUUAGAAUGUGAUAUUUGUAUUUGUUUAUUUCAAAAACGUUUUUUCUGUAGUUGUUGCACAGCAUACAUUAUAAAAUUGGAAUUUGUGUUAAGAAGUUUUAAUUUUUUAAUUCUUAAUUUAAUGAUAGUAGGUUAAAAUGUAGCUACCUCAUCUGAAAAAAAUGUACUCUAAUUAUGAUAUCAUCUUUUAAGAAGUUUGUUGAACAUGGUAUAGAAUUUUUUACAUGUAAAAUGAUUUAAAUACUCAAUGAGGAUUGAACCAUAUGCCACACUGGGAUGAGGAAACUUCCAUUGGAGGAACAAAAAUUCUAGUAAACAUAAAUCACUGUUAAUGAUUCAGUACAUUACUGGUGGCAAGUUGUAGUCAUGAAUGUUGGUAUUCUUUUAAUAUUCUAUUUGAAAACUAAGAAUCAAACACGUACAAUAAGUAUUGACUGGUACAUUUCUUGCAUACUAGAAGUUUAGUUAAUACAGUUUUCUUCCCUUUUAUUAAAUGUCAUCAAAAUAAUUUAUUAAAUGUUAGAAAAUCACUAUGUUUAUCUAUGUUGCAAUUUUCCCAAAAUGUAAUAUUUUGAAAAAUGAAAUUUGUAGAGGUUCAUAAAAAAACAAAAACAGGGCAGUUCGUUAGUUUUAGGUGUAGUAUAAGCACAGUGUCACAAAGAAAAAUAAAACUUGUUUAUUGUUUACUUUAAGAACUGUCCAAAACAACCAUUUCAAUGAUAAAAUUGCUUAAUGCGUUUGUAGUAAAUAAGUACAGUCAAGUUUUUGUACACUUUUAUAAGAAUGUUUUUUAUUGUUGUAUAACCUUUAUAACAUUUUAAUUUAGUAAUGUAUUUUCAUAACACCAUAAUUAGUUUUAAAUUCUUUAAGUCUUGUACAAUCUGUUUAUGAAUUAACACUGACACAGUUACACAAUAAAACAGCACAUGUAAAAAGUUGUUUAACAGAUUGUUAAAUGAAACUUUUAUGUAUUUGCAAGAUUUUUUUUUGGCAGAGCUUUAUUCCAAAUGGAAUGUGUAAGUGUGUGUGUGUGUAUAUAUAUGAAUGUAUGUGUGUGUAUAAAUGUAUUUUUGAGCAUAGAGAUGUAAAAGUAACAAUGGCAUUAUUAGUAACCUGAAUCCUUAUUUAUUCUCUUUUCAUCAAUGUUUACAAAAAUUUAUUUCAUCUGGUGAAAUGUGUGUGUUAUGCUUGAACUAUCUUAAUAUACAGUAACAUUUACUUACAUUUCAAUGGUAAGGGGGUAAUAAUUCCCAGUCAGAUUCUAUUUUUUCUUUAAUAACCCUUUAGACUCUCUUGGUGUUUUAUACUUUACAAAUUUUGUAUGUGCUCCUACUUUCUUUAUAUAUUAAUUAUCAAACAUUUGUUUGUGUUCAUUUUUCCUUUACACAGUAAUUAAGGUCAAAGUACGAAUAAAUGUGUUUACAAAAUAAUAUUGUUAAAUUGUGUACAGCAACUCAUUGAAACUGUAUGUCAAAAACCAACUGAAAGGGAUACUUAGCAUAGGUAUUAAAUCUAGGUCUAACUAGUGGAAGCAUUAUUUCUAAAUUGUGGCCUUUCCCUUCAAAUGAUUAUUUUAAAAUGUAUUGUUGUAUGAAAUAAAGUAUUAUAGAACCUUA